Schistocerca serialis cubense is the source of this 1134-nucleotide messenger RNA. Its product is annotated as translation initiation factor IF-2-like. Lineage: Eukaryota; Metazoa; Arthropoda; Insecta; Orthoptera; Acrididae. The transcript has 2 exons. Bases 1 to 1134 code for a protein of 377 amino acids. The record is from RefSeq and is a predicted model, not a curated record.
AUGCCGGUGCGAGCGGUCGAGGCGACGCAGAGGCGACCAGCUGAGGCGGCGCAGAGGCCGGGGGCGGAGAGGCCGGGGUCGGAGACGGCGCAGCAGAGGCCGGAGGCGGAGAGGGCGCAGAGGCGGGAGGCGGAGAGGGCGCAAAGGCCGGGGGCGGAGACGGCGCAGCAGAGGCCGGGGGCGGAGACGGCGCAGAGGCCGGGGGCAGAGAGGGCGCAGCAAAGGCCGGAGGCGGAGAGGGCGCAGCAGAGGCCGGAGGCGGAGAGGGCGCAGAGGCCGGGGGCGGAGAUGGCGCAGCAGAGGCCGGGGGCGGAGACGGCGCAGAGGCCGGGGGCGGAGAGGGCGCAGCAGAGGCCGGAGGCGGAGAGGGCGCAGCAGAGGCCGGAGGCGGAGAGGGCGCAGAGGCCGGGGGCGGAGAGGGCGCAGAGGCCGGGGGCGGAGACGGCGCAGCAGAGGCCGGGGGCGGAGACGGCGCAGAGGCCGGGGGCGGAGACGGCGCAGCAGAGGCCGGAGGUGGAGAGGGCGCAGAGGCCGGGGGCGGAGAGGGCGCCGCGGCAGAGGCCUGGGGCGGAGGUGGCGCAGAGGCGGAGGGCAGAGAGGGUGCAGAGGCGGGAGGCGGAGAGGGCUCAAAGGCCGGGGGCGGAGACGGCGCAGCAGAGGCCGGGGGCGGAGACGGCGCAGAGGCCGGGGGCAGAGAGGGCGCAGCAGAGGCCGGAGGCGGAGAGGGCGCAGCAGAGGCCGGAGGCGGAGAGGGCGCAGAGGCCGGGGGCGGAGACGGCGCAGCAGAGGCCGGGGGCGGAGACGGCGCAGAGGCCGGGGGCGGAGACGGCGCAGCAGAGGCCGGAGGUGGAGAGGGCGCCGCGGCAGAGGCCUGGGUCGGAGAGGGCGCCGCGGCAGAGGCCUGGGUCGGAGGGGGCGCAGAGGCGGGGGGCAGAGAGGGCGGAGCGGCAGCGCCUGCACAGGGAGGUCGUCACCCGCUGCUGGGAGCGCUGGAUCGACGCCACCUUACUGGGCGCCCAAGACAUCGAGCAACUGAUCCUCGGCUGGCUCCAGGAGUACGAAGACUUCGAGGGCUUCUUCAUGCGGAACCUCGCGCCCCAGGACAGCGCCGGCUCGCCCCCGCGCCAGACCUGA